Molecule: messenger RNA, 483 nt
Organism: Trichoderma breve
Lineage: Eukaryota; Fungi; Ascomycota; Sordariomycetes; Hypocreales; Hypocreaceae
Exons: 1
Coding region: 1-483 (160 amino acids)
Source: RefSeq, a predicted model, not a curated record
AUGACUCACGAACAGCAAUCAACCGUCACAAACGUAAUCACCCGUACGGAUUCCCCCUCGCCAUCCGUCAUGGUCUGGGAGAGAAUGACUAUCACACGCGAGGAUGCGGUGAUAGCAGUCAGAGGCCUGAUUGAUACAAUUUGGCAAUCACCAUGGGAUGUCAAUUUGAAUAACAAACUCAGGGAGACAUUUACGGAGCAAAUGGUCAUUGUACUGCCAGCAGACAUAAAGGAGGAACUGACCACUUGGGCAAAGAUGUCCGGAUCCACCUGCGUCGAAGCCUGGCUGGAGAGAGCUACGGAGGACAAGCUGCAACAUACCUGGAUCGAAGUGAGAGAAAACCCACUGUUGUGGUCAAGAAGGGGACCGACGGCCAUCCUUGAUGAGAUGAGACAAGUGAUGGACGUGGAAGGAGUGGACGAGGCCGCCCGUCGACGAAAGAUGCAUCUUCUUAUAGAUCAAAUGCAGGUCUACAUCCCGUAG